Messenger RNA from Polyodon spathula (Mississippi paddlefish), 3478 nucleotides. Its product is annotated as coiled-coil domain-containing protein 106-like. Gene Ontology annotation, cellular component: nucleoplasm. The transcript is spliced from 5 exons. NCBI's taxonomy places the organism in Eukaryota, Metazoa, Chordata, Actinopteri, Acipenseriformes, Polyodontidae. The coding region runs from base 180 to 1097 and encodes 305 amino acids. The record is from RefSeq and is a predicted model, not a curated record.
CUCAGGCACAAAGAAGCAAGCGCUGCGCUGCUUUCAAGGUAUGCCGCUUCUGAAAACAAAUCGACCGUUUCCUCUAUAUAGCCUAAAAAAAACCUUUUUUAGUUUAAAUAGUGACGAGCUGCCAACCCUCUGUUCUGUGUAGGAAAAACUACAUUAGAGGUAGAAGGCCUUAAGAAGACAUGUCAGCUCUCUGGCCAAAGCCUAUAAGAUAUUCCCCUGAAGCCGAAAUACACUCCAGCUCAGCCAUGAGAAAGAAAGCGACCGUGAGCAGCAUGCACCGGCUGAUAAGAGACGAUUCGGAGACGGUGCAGUGGGACAGCAGGGCUGCAGCCGCAGCAAGUGAUGCUGAGCACGACGAUACAUCUAGCAGUGUAGUUUCAACAGAAUCCACAGCAGAGGUCCUUUCACCUACUGCCAUUUUGACCAUAACUAAACUCAAAUGCCAACUAGAAAGCAAACAGGAAAGGAUCACCUAUCUUGAAAAACAGGUUGAAGAUCUCCAGCAAGAUCGCAGCUUUCUUCGUUCACAAAUUGAAAAUUUAACCAGAGGUCCAAAGACGACUGAAGAUACUAAGCCAAGGAAAAGGUCCAGAACAACAUCCAGUAGCUCAGCAUUCAGCAUGGACAGCGGCUCUGACAUGUCAUUGACAACAGUGUCUUCAGCAACUUCCAGUGAGGUCAAAAAAAGAAAGCAUCACAAAGACAAAAGGAGGGGCAAGAGAUCUAAAGAUUACAGCAGAAAAAGAGCAACUGGUGUGCAGUAUGUCAUUCAUCGGUACAAGCAGGUGCUGUCUACCUUCAACAAGAAGAAAAGCAUGAGCGGAGCGUUCCGUCAUUACGGCAUUGACCGGAACACCAUUGCUAACACCGCACCCAUAGCGGAGCUACACCUCGCAGCCAAAGACAUGCUGUCGGUAGUGGGACUCUUCAAUUCACGCGAAGAGACGCUGGUUAAAUACGCACAAAAAUGUGCCACUCUCAUGGAAAAUGAUGAGAGCCUGUCCCGGAAAAUCGAGUUAAUGAAAGCUACUGGUGAGCUGUUGCCAAUAACAGCCAAAAAAUCCAAAAUACAUGAUGUAAAAGCUGAAAAGCAUUAGACAGGGCACAGUAGAUCCCUGAAAAUGAGGUGGAGUCACCCGGUCCUCGAUGAAAAAUAUCAAAACUAAUGAUAAUUGCAGACCAGUUUAAAAAAAAUAAUUUUCACUUAAAUGGUUUGGAGUUAAGAAAUCAUUAUUUGUGGUGCACUUGGGAAUGCCUUAUUUUGGUAGAUAAGACUUUUAAAAUUCAUUAAGGUUAAAAAAAAAAAAAAAAAAAAAUUAAAAACAUGAUUCUUGAAUUUAAACUAUUUCUAAAACUGUAUACAUAGUUUUUUUUUUUUUUAUUAAACAUUAUCCGCUUAUUUUUAAACAUUUUGACAUAAACAGACCUAGAACAGAAAAACUGAGUUACCAUAAUUUUUAGCGGCAGUAACGGCAAUGUCCCCCACUGUUUAAUUAACUGCCUAUUCACAGUAAAUACUGCCUGUGCCCUCUCUAAAAAUACAGUAAGAUAAAAUAUAUAUAUUUAUACACUCUACUGAUUGAAAGUAUUUAUUUAAAGUAUUUAUUGUGUAAACCCCCCAAUUUAAAAAUGUAAUUCUAUGUUUGCAUCAUAAGAUUCUUCAUUUUAUAUGUUGUAUUUCGCAUUUGCGAAAAGCACAGAUAUCACGCUCUCUCUAGAUGUAGAUAUAGAUAGAUGGAGAGCAUGUCAGUGCUUAGAAAUUGAGGCCUGUGAUUUGGUUAAAACCUUAUCAUAGAAAGAAAAAUAGAAUUAACUAUUGCCCUCACAUCCUUACACCACUGGGCAGUAGUCUCCGUCUGUCAUGUGAUUGAUUCACAUCACUGUCAGCCCUGCCCCUUUUCAUAGGAACGCCCUCCACCUCCAAUCCUAAACAUGAAGAUACAAUGGCUGAAUGAAAAAACUGUUGAACGGCAAAUCUGUGACCUAAUAGAAAACUUGCGGUAUGUACAAAAACUUUUUCUGUUUGUUAUUUACUUAUGCCGUAUCAGCUAUAUUUAAACAACAUACUGUAAAGCCAUAAAUAUUUGCGACCAAAACAGGGAUGGAAAUACAACUCCCGAUGCAUAGCGGUUUGACCCCUUCCUGGUUUUACUAGGAUUUUAAUAAGAUACACCUGAGCUUGCUACCUAUAUAGUGUGGCUAAUGUAGAUUGUAGUAAAAUCUGGAAUGGGUGAAACUGCUAUGCAAUAGAGGUCUUCUUUCCACCCUGCCAAAAUAUUUGGCAAAUCACAAAAUGUUGCCGACCUGCUGCACUGGUAGUAGUGUAUUACUUCAUUGUAUGUACAACACUAAGAUGUUCAUGCCAAAAAUGUUCACUUUUUUUUUUUUUUUUAUAAUAAGCAAAAAACGCAUAAUGAAAGGCUCGCAAAUAUUUAUGGCUUUAUAGUAUUUAGUCAUAUUUACUGUCCAAUCUUGCCUCUCAUUAUUUUGACUGACUAAUAGUGGAAAUUUAAAUGACACUCGUUAAAUGACUGUUGUUUCCAACGGCUUCGGCUAUUUUAGCCCCCUGUCAGUAACAAUAGUCUUCCCUCAAGUCAGUAAUUUCCCACUAUAGCCAUGCUCUCCAGUCCAUAGCUACUACUAUAUAUAUACUGAUGCACAAUGAAAAUGCAACAUUCACAUCUAAUAGAUUUAAUCAAAAAUUGUAACAUAGAUAUCAAACUAAAUCACAGAAAAUGUGAACAAAAAUACACACUGUCAAAAUGAAAAUAUUACAAAGUUAGUGCUGGGUAUGACCUCCCUGAGCAUUAACUCAGCCUCUGGAGAGACUGCUGUGGAAUGUUCCACCACUCUUCCUGUGCAGCUGCAGACAGCUGGUGAAGGUUGGCUGGUCGCGGUUGCCUCCUGUGGAUGGCACUGGCGAUUUUGGUCUCACAGAUGUUUUAUGGGACUCGGGUCAGGAGAAAAAUCUGUCCACGGCAAGACCUGGACAUGGUUUUCUUGAAGUCGUGCAAUUGUAAUCCUAGCACUGUGUGGCCUUGCAUUGUCCAGCUGGAAAACUUCCGGACUGCCUUGCAGGAACGGAAAAACUGUUGCCUCAAGGACUUCUUCAAUGUAUCACAGUAAGGUCGCCUUCAGUCUGCACCAAAGGUGUUCUUGUGUUAAAAGGAGAUUCCUCCCCACAUCAUCACACUUCCACUGCCCCACUGGUUGACUAGAACAACGUAACAGUCAGCAUAACACUCACCACAACGCAGUGGGCCGGUGUGGUAAUCCCCUGCCUUCCAGGAUGUGACCUGUCCUUCACAGAGCUGGUUUCUCUGGACUAGUCUGCUGAGUGUUGAUGCAGAACAUUUAAUUCUCCAGGCAACAUCUCUCAGACAGGCCAUCUUCAAUUGUGCCAAUAGCAACCAGGCGAUCUUCAUUACUCAAGCGGGGCAUGGUAUUUUGCUGUUUUUAAGUUAAUUAAAAUCAUGUC